AUGUCUUUAUCUAAGUGGCCCCACAACCGGUCACAGUGGCUGGCCUUUUUACUUUUGAUUCUCACUGUCUUCACCCGAGGGCCGUGUGCUGCACAAUAUACAGAGGAAGUGGAUGAUCCCAACUCGUGGACCUUCAAAGUGCCUGGAAAAUCUUCCAUUUCUUUCCUUCCUGGAUAUUCUAGCAAACAACAUCAACGACUUGGCUUAGUUUUCCGAACCCACCAAUCGGACGCUUUGCUUCUCUAUCACAAAAUAGAGGAUUACAAUCGGACAAAUUUUCCUGAAAUCCAAUAUUAUGAAUUAAAAGCAGAAUUGAUACAAGGAGUGGUGCGUGUGCGUUACAGAUUGAACCAAUUUUUGGAUGAUUUUACCAUUGGGCAAAAUCUCAAUGAUAAUGAAUGGCACAAACUGCAGAUAAGUCUGGAUAUCAACACAGGUGGAUUUGCUGUGUCAUUAGAUUUCUUCACCUCUCAAAACCGACAACUGAGGGCAUUCAAAGAUAUUAAAAAGGUUUUAAAGUGGAGUAAACUAUUGUCUGUGAUAUAUUAUGGAGGUAUUGACACACGUCAGGACUUCAUCUAUGAAUCAUUUAUUGGUUGCAUGAAAGACUUGAAAUUUGAAAAUUCUGCUGGCAAAUAUGUUGCUGUUAAAAUCAACACCCAACAAAAUAUGACACAGGGCUGUCAGAACAUGUGCUACACGGAAAGCCCUUGUCAGUACAACAGUACUUGUAUAAAUCAUUAUUACUAUGUUACUUGUGAAUGCUUUGGCACAGAUUAUGAAGGACAGUUUUGUGAAAAAGAAGGUGUGACCAAAGUGACUCUUCGUGGCUAUGAAUGGCUUACUUACAAAUUAUAUGACGUAGACACAGAUGGUGACCCAUCUAUUGAAAUAUCAAGAAUUAGCAUGGAAUUCAAGACUGAUCGUAACACAGGGAUUUUGCUGUAUGCUGUAGGAGGUGCUCCUCAUUAUUCCCAUAUCAUUGCUUUGCUACAUAGUGGCUUCGUCAAUGUGUCUAUUGCCUUUGAAAAUCAGGAUUGGGAUUUUAGCAUCAGUAUCGAAUUGGACAGGAAUCGGUGA
Acanthosepion pharaonis is the source of this 1080-nucleotide messenger RNA. The record is from the annotation of a GenBank genome assembly. NCBI's taxonomy places the organism in Eukaryota, Metazoa, Mollusca, Cephalopoda, Sepiida, Sepiidae.